Vicia faba (fava bean) is the source of this 648-nucleotide messenger RNA. The record is from the annotation of a GenBank genome assembly. NCBI's taxonomy places the organism in Eukaryota, Viridiplantae, Streptophyta, Magnoliopsida, Fabales, Fabaceae.
AUGCAUAUUGGUGGAUUCUUACAAUCGAAAAAAAUUUCGAGUCAAAGGAAUUUUGGAAGAGGAGAAGAUGAAGAUGGUUGCAAUGGCAAUGAGAGGUCGUACUCUCAAAUGAUGGCAAUGACAUUCUUAAUAUCAUACAUCGAUAUCUUAGAAUACAUUCACAAAUCCCUCGCCGUCGCGACAGCGAUAUUUACGACGUGGCUUUUUCGUUCUGCAGUUCCCACGCUUCUGGCUUUCAAGAAGGCAGCGGAAUCACUUGAGAAGGUUAUGGAUACAGCAAGAGAGGAACUUCCUGAUACAAUGUCUGCAGUUAGAUUAUCCACCAUGGAAAUCAGUGACUUAACCUCUGAACUCAGUGAUCUUGGGCAAGAGGUUACCCAAGGUGUUAGAAGCUCCACUCGCGCCGUUCGCUCGGUGGAGCAGGGGCUUCGCAGUUUAACCACUAUGCCUUCUUCUUCAGCUUCUUUGCGGGGAAUGGAAUACAGCUCCAAUACUGAGCCUGAUUCGAGUGCACUAGCGGUGGGAAGAGCCGCUAGAGGUAUGAGAGAGAGUAUUAUCAAGGGUCGUUCUAUGUUGAAGAUGUUUUUCUCCCUUAUCAAUUUUUCAAGUUUUGCUCUCAACUUCCUCGCUAGACGUGGAAAAAGGUAG